Pteronotus mesoamericanus is the source of this 2371-nucleotide messenger RNA. It is a transcript of the gene MUC1, whose product is annotated as mucin 1, cell surface associated. Bases 57 to 2102 code for a protein of 681 amino acids. The transcript has 7 exons. NCBI's taxonomy places the organism in Eukaryota, Metazoa, Chordata, Mammalia, Chiroptera, Mormoopidae. The record is from RefSeq and is a predicted model, not a curated record.
CACGCAGUGCCUGCCUGAGUCUGUUCUGCCCCCUCCCCAACCGGUUCACCACCACCAUGACUCCAGGCAUCCAGACCCCCUUCUUCCUUGUGCUGCUGCUAUUCACACUGCUUAAAGUCCAUGGUUCCAGUUCCAACACUUCCCAGUUGACCAGCCCUGCCUCAAGCCCGGCCGCCACUCCAGGCCACGGUGCCACCUCGUCCCCAGCCACCAGCCCUGCCUCAAGCCCGGCCGCCACUCCAGGCCACGGUGCCACCUCGUCCCCGGCCACCAGCCCUGCCUCAAGCCCGGCCGCCACUCCAGGCCACGGUGCCACCUCGUCCCCGGCCACCAGCCCUGCCUCAAGCCCGGCCGCCACUCCAGGCCACGGUGCCACCUCGUCCCCGGCCACCAGCCCUGCCUCAAGCCCGGCCGCCACUCCAGGCCACGGUGCCACCUCGUCCCCGGCCACCAGCCCUGCCUCAAGCCCGGCCGCCACUCCAGGCCACGGUGCCACCUCGUCCCCGGCCACCAGCCCUGCCUCAAGCCUGGCCGCCACUCCAGGCCACGGUGCCACCUCGUCCCCGGCCACCAGCCCUGCCUCAAGCCCGGCCGCCACUCCAGGACACGGUACCAGCUCUUCUCUAGUCACAAGCCCUGCCUCAAGCCCGGCUGCCACUCCAGGCCACGGUGCCACCUCGUCCCCGGCCACCAGCCCUGCCUCAAGCCCGGCCGCCACUCCAGGACACGGUACCAGCUCUUCUCUAGUCACAAGCCCUGCCUCAAGCCUGGCCGCCACUUCAGGCCAUGAUGCCACCGUGUCCGCAGCCACCAGCCCUGCCUCAAGCCCGACCACCACUCCAGGCCACAAUGCCACUGUGUCCCCAGCCACCAGACCUGACUCAAGCCUGGCCACCAUUCCAGUUCACGGUGCCACCUCUUCCCUAGUCACAAGCCCUGCCUCAAGCCCGGCCACCACUCAAGUCCACGGUGCCACCUCUUCCCUAGUCAUGAGCCCUGCCUCAAGCCCAGCCACCACUACAGGCCACAAUGCCACUGUGUCCCCAGCCACCAGACCUGACUCAAGCCCGGCCACCAUUCCAGUCCACGGGGCCACCUCUUCCCUAGUCACGAGCCCUGCCUCAAGCCCGGCCACCCCUCCAGGCCAUGGUGCCACCUCUUCUCCAGUCAGAAGCCCUGCCUCAAGCUUGGCCACCACUCCAGGCCACAAUGCCACGGUGUCCCCGGCCACCAGACCUGACUCAAGCCCGGCCACCACUCCAGUCCACAGGGCCACCUCUUCCCUAGUCACAAGCCCUGCCUCAAGCCCAGCCGCCACUCCAGUCCGCAGUGUCACCUCUUCUCCAUCCUCAGUUCCCAGCCACCACUCUGAUACCCGUACUACCCCUGCCAGCCACAGAACCAGGACUACUGCAGGCAGCACUAAUGGUAGCAUAGUACCCCUCACCUCCCCCAGUCAAAAGGUUUCCUUCUUCCUCCUGUCCUUUCAUAUUUUGAACCUCCCAUUUAACUCUUCCCUGGAAGACCCCAGCACUAACUACUACCAGGAGCUGCAGAGGAACAUUACUGAAUUGUUUUUGCAGAUUUAUAAACGUGAGAAUUUUCUGGGCUCCUCUAAUGUAAAGUUCAGGCCAGGAUCUGUGGUGGCGGAAUCCAUUCUGGCCUUCCGAGAGGGCACUACCAGUGACGACGUAAAGGAACAGUUUGCUCGUCAUGCAGCAGAAGCAGCCAGAUACAACCUGAACAUCUCCAGAAUUACUGUGGACGUUGUGUUAUUUCCUCCCUCUGCCCAGUUGGGGUCUGGGGUGCCAGGCUGGGGCAUAGCCCUGCUCGUGCUUGUCUGUGUACUGGUUGCGCUGGCCAUCAUCUAUCUCAUUGCCCUGGCUGUGUGUCAGUGCCGCCGAAAGAACUGCGGGCAGCUGGACAUCUUUCCAACCCGAGAUGCCUACCAUCCUAUGAGCGAGUACCCUACCUACCACACUCACGGGCGCUAUGUGCCCCCUGGCAGUACCAAGAGGAGUCCCUAUGAAGAGGUUUCUGCAGGCAACGGCGGCGGCAGCCUCUCUUACGUGAACACAGCAGCCACUUCUGCCAACUUGUAGGGGCACGCUGCCUGCUGAGGGUCCAGCCAGCGCCCGCCAGUUGCCUCCCUCAUGGUCUUCACUGCCAGUGUCCUCCCUCCCCGCUUCUCAACUGGUGAGCAGCGAGUUCAAGUGGGCUACUCACAGCCUCCCUCGCAGGCCCCACCAAGUCCCCCAACCCAUCUUAGCCCUGGUGAAGCCCGUUAGUACUCCUGAGGACCGGCCUGGGGCAGUGGCUUCCAGCACUGACCUAGAAAGCCCCCAGAUGGGACUGGGAACCUUAUACGGCU